Molecule: messenger RNA, 1372 nt
Organism: Pteropus alecto (black flying fox)
Lineage: Eukaryota; Metazoa; Chordata; Mammalia; Chiroptera; Pteropodidae
Gene: POLR2E
Product: RNA polymerase II subunit E
Exons: 3
Coding region: 128-643 (171 amino acids)
Biological process (GO): DNA-templated transcription
Cellular component (GO): RNA polymerase III complex; RNA polymerase II, core complex; RNA polymerase I complex
Molecular function (GO): DNA-directed RNA polymerase activity; DNA binding
Source: RefSeq, a predicted model, not a curated record
CCUUCAGGCGUUCGCUGGGGACAGCCCCAAACGCGGCGGCGGAGGGGGCCUAGGCAGGGCUCGGCGCAGGCGCAAUCGGAGUGGGUCCUUCCGCGCGCAGGCGCAGUGAGUACGAGCGGCAGCCGGCAUGGACGACGAGGAGGAAACUUACCGUCUGUGGAAGAUCCGCAAGACCAUCAUGCAGCUGUGCCACGACCGUGGCUACCUGGUGACCCAGGAUGAACUGGACCAGACGCUGGAGGAGUUCAAGGCCCAGUUCGGGGACAAGCCGAGUGAAGGGCGGCCACGGCGCACUGACCUCACGGUGCUGGUGGCCCACAACGACGACCCCACAGACCAGAUGUUUGUCUUCUUCCCCGGUAAGGGCCUUGCGGGUCCCCACGAGGCCUUUUCCUUGUGCCCGGCCCGGGGAGGGAGCCUGACUUACGACCCCCUAAGUGCCUGUUCCAGUUUCCUUCUUCCCCAUCCUUUCCCCAUUUUCUCUGGGCAGGGUUAUCACAGGCCUUCCCGGAGCUCAGACCCACCCCUCCCCCUGGGCUCCGGGCCUGCAUUCCCCGCAGCUCCUUCCUGCGCUGCUGCUCAGUGUCCAUCAUUGUCCCUGGAGACUGAACUCAGGUGCCUCCUCUUCCCGGGUCCCCACUGAGCCCCAGAUGGAAGGGUGUCUUGGGCUCCCCAUGUCCCGGCCUUAGCGCAUACCUGAUGAGGCCGCCUCGCUCUCAGGCCUGCAAAGCUUAGGAGCCAGGCUGUGUCCAGCACCUUGGGGCCAACUCCAUGCCUAGCAUUAAGGGCACGGGCAGAAAAUGUUUGCAGAGCAGAACCUGGUGACGCUUUUUAAGACACGUCCCAGUGUGUGAGCCAUUGUUAAUUGGAGACCUUGGUGCCUGAUUAAACAACAGAUGUUUAUUGUCACUUUUACUGGGCCUGGGAGUCCGAGAUCAAGGUGUUCGCUGGGUCAGUUCCCAAUGAGGCCUCUUGGCCCGUAGACACCGUCUCCUCCCCUGUCCUCACAUGGUUGUCCCCCUUAGGAGGACAGCAAUUAUGUUGGAUCAGGGCCAACACGUGGCGUCCGGUUACUUUAAUCAUCUCUUUGAAGACCCUGUUUCCAAACAUAGCCCCUUUCUGAGGUCCUGGGAGCCAGAGCUCCCACAUGAGGGUUUGGGGGACACAACUUGGUCCAAGACACUGUCCGUUCGUGGAGACACACGGGUCCUGGUGGCUACAGCCCAGUCACUGAUUUGUUAGGCUCAUAGGGUCCAGUGGUUCUCAAGUGACAAAGCCAAGAACCGCUACCCCUGGGAUGGGCAGCCUGUCUCCAUGGCAGGCCAGCGGCUGCACCUCACCUCCAAACACCCAGCUGUGCUCUUUGUGGGCU